This is a messenger RNA of Eimeria maxima, 2172 nucleotides long. RefSeq lists its product as hypothetical. The record is from RefSeq and is a predicted model, not a curated record. The transcript is spliced from 10 exons. The coding region runs from base 1 to 2172 and encodes 723 amino acids. NCBI's taxonomy places the organism in Eukaryota, Apicomplexa, Conoidasida, Eucoccidiorida, Eimeriidae.
AUGGAUUGCCCCUUCCAUGCGGCAAGGUGCUGCUUUCAACGCCGUCUGUUGUGGGUGCAGGCACUGCGAAGCUUGAGUGACCAUUCUCGCGGAGAAGCAACUAAGAAGGCCUUAGGCCUUCUGCGGAAUACCUUUUUGAAUGGAAGAGUGAUUGGGCAAGAUGGAGAGCCGGCAAAGUCUGUUCCCUUCGUGGUCAGCAUUGGCCGUCCGCUCCAGCGUCCAGCCCUAAGGGAGCUGCUGGGCUGUGAUGCCGGCUUUUCGGACAACGUAGAACAGUCGAAGUGUCUCUCCUCGGGUAUAACUAAGGACAAGGCGGCCACAAAGGAUCUAAAGGGAACGUCAGAGCCAUCCUGGCGUCAGCUGUGCGCGGCAACAAACAUCGGACUCGAAAGGCUGGGAUCCAGUGCCGUAUUGCUCACUCUCGAGCUGCCUUCAACUGUAAAUGAUCAGGAAAAGGACGGGGUAUCUACGGUAGAGAGAGAAGACACGUCAACACGGUAUAAUCAGGAGCUGCGCUCCUCAGAAGGCCCAUCGGCAGAAAAUUCCGUUGCCGAUUCCCGUAUGGUAACAACAAGGGAAGGUAAUGGGUCAACAGAAAACUUAGGGUAUGCUUCGGAGAGCAUGAAUGCUUUGACAGAAGCGGCUAUGAUCGAAGCCGUUGCACACACAUUAGUUGAGGCAGCCGACAUCCUGGUUAUACCUCUGCUUAGUAAUGGGCUUGAUUGCACAUCGCGAUUGAAUGACUCUUUGGAAGAUCACGAAUUUGGAGAGCUUCUUUGCAUGGGGAAUGCUGCAAGAGGAACCGAGGGCAGGCCGCAUACAGAACUGGGCAAUAGUCAAACAGGGUACAGUUGUGGACAAUUACCUCGGGCUGAUAUCAAGCCCGUGGAUGAUCGGGUUCUUCUUCCAGAAGAUGUUUUACAGCUGUUGCAGGCAAUGCGACAGCUGGUUAACGAUGACGGGUAUCAUGGUGGGACCAGCAUUAGUACGAGACAGCCCUGCAUCCAGCCAAACGCCCCCAAGCGACUACCGUGCCCGGGAGCAACCCGACAUCGCCGGUUGCCGUUCGUCGUCAUCGUCCUGGAGGGGCGAGUGUCUCAGUCAAAGCAGGAGGCUAUUCGUGCAGAAAUUCGCACCCAACUGGGCACCCCUGAAGGCAAGCUCACCAGAGUAACGGUGGUCGGCGUGCAGCCACCAGAGGGCAAGGAUGCUCGGGAUGAAAUGGGCCGUCUGAUACAAGGGGUUGAACCACGGAACGCUUCAGUGGCGCACAUUGCUGAUGCAUUGGCAGCUCUACUCACCAGACAAUAUGUUUCAGGUCUUCCCAACACUUCUGAGUUUGCUGCACAUGCUCUCUCCUCCAACGUCUGCGCGGCGGCCUUUAGGCAAUCCCUGGCAGAUGCGAGGAACGGAUUACACCAGCUCCAACGACGAAAUUUGCAGAACGCUUCGACGCAGCCAUUCGGUUCAGUAGCCCAAAGAAUCCUAUCUGAGGCAUUGACCUUUUACGACUACCGGACCCGGAGAGCACUCCGCAAGGAGUUGAAGGGUUGUCUUGAGAGAGAAAUCCGUGCUAUAUUCCUUAGGGAAGCCCUGGAGAUAGAAAGCAAUAUCAGGCAAGGUCUUCGAGCAGAACUGAUUGCUGUAUUGCAGAAGGACGCACGACACUUUGAAUCUCUGGCAACAGGAGUUAUUAGAAAGGCGUUGAUGACACUGGAUCAGCGACUGAGGCACCUGCUACCCAACGUGGCUGGCUCCACGGUUCAGCGGUCUAUGGAUUCACAGUCUGCUAACCACGUCACGCAUCGAACAGCUACUGAGCAGCCCGUUCGUGGGGUGGCAUCCGAUGCAAAGGCUGGCUGGAACAUCCAGCAGUUCCGCAACUUAUCCCACUCUCUGCUUGAAAUCUAUUUUCUGCUUCUUCAGAAGUCCGCUAGGGACUUUUCCGCAAUGGCAGCGGAAUUAUCUGGGUCUCCCCUUGGCAUGUUGCUUCGUCAGCAGCAACUAUUCUCAUUCAUUCACUGGCUUGCAGGGAUGCAAAACCUUUUUCGUGGUAUGAUUGAUCCUGUGUGCGCUUCCAGGUUUACAAACGAUGGCGAAGUGCUUGAGAGCGGCCGGCAUGCAUCUUUCCGCUUACAGCCGAAACUUCAUUUUGAUGUAGAAGUAGAUUGA